AUGCGCAUUACUACAGGAUCUUGUUGGGAAAGCAGGUGUGGGGGUGGGGAUCCGGCCGCAGGAGGGUUGGAUGGUAAUAAUAUAUCAACCUUAUUUCCCGCACUCUUCUCCCCUCACCGUCUAGACUCUCUCCUCUAACCGCUUUUCCUCCUUAACCGGAACAACACAACACUCACCACCGACUGAAGCACUGUACGAUGCCCAGGCGAAAGCAAUGGCGCCUCUCGCAGGAAAGAUAUCUGCAGGAUCAAGCUGCACGUUCUUGGAUCUGUCAAGAUGUCGACUGACAAGAUCACCUUUCUGACGAACUGGCACGCCACGCCGUACCACGCUCCGCUGUACCUGGCCCAGGCCAAAGGUUACUUCAAAGAUGAGGGCAUCAAGGUUGCCUUGCUCGAGCCUAAUGACCCCAGCGAUGUGACCGAGAUCAUCGGCACCGGCAAGGUCGACCUCGGCUUCAAGGCCAUGAUACACACUCUUGCGGCCAAAGCCCGCAACUUCCCAGUCUUGUCCAUCGGCAGCCUGCUGGAUGAGCCCUUCACUGGCGUCGUGUACCUCAAGUCGUCGGGCAUCACGUCCGACUUCCGCACCCUCAAGGGCAAGCGGAUCGGCUACGUCGGCGAGUUCGGCAAGAUCCAGAUUGACGAGCUGACGUCGCAUUACGGCAUGUCGCCGGCCGACUACACCGCCGUCCGCUGCGGCAUGAACGUGUCAAAGGCCAUCAUUGAGGGCACCAUCGACGCGGGCAUCGGGCUCGAGAACGUCCAAAUGGUCGAACUCGAGGAGUGGCUGGCGUCGCAGGGCCGCCCCAAGACGGACGUGCAGAUGCUCCGCAUCGACGAGCUCGCAGAGCUGGGCUGCUGCUGCUUCUGCACCAUCCUCUACAUCGGAAACGAACGCUUCGUGGCCGAGAACCCGGACAAGGUGCGCGCCUUCCUGCGCGCCGUCAAGCGCGCCACCGACUUCGUCCUGGCCCAGCCCGAGCAGGCCUGGAAGGAGUACGUCGACUUCAAGCCGGUCAUGGGCACCCCGCUCAACCGCAAGAUCUUUGAGCGCAGCUUCGCCUACUUCUCGCGCGACCUCAAGAACGUCAAGCGCGACUGGGACAAGGUCACCAGGUACGGCAAGCGCCUCGGCGUCCUGGACGAGAGCUUCGAGCCCAACUACACCAACGAGUUCCUCGAGUGGCCCCUCACGCCGGACUCGACCGACCCAACCGGCGACCAGAGGAGGAUGGCGGAGAUCCAGAAGGACGUCGCCUGCUGCGGCGGCUUCCGCCGUCUUGAGGGCCGCGUCGAGGCUUGAGUCCUAGACCCCGUUUUGGUGGGGGCCGCAGAGGCCCGGUGACUUUUGGUUCAUCACUUAUGGAAGGGGAGAUUGAUGCAUGGGAGCCAUAUGUAUGGCAUACCGACCGUUGUCAUUCCUUGCAGGAUCAAUUCCACACGACAUGCACCUUGCCAAGCCAGUAAAAACAUUACGUAUAUACGCGGUAAUGUAGCCAGGCAAUACAUUCAUUUUCCUGCAUAUUGCAGACACCUUGAUAGAUGAUUAAUUAACUAAUCUGUAUUAACUAUUUUACAGAGUAGCUAUCUUUUAUAUAUUUUUUC
Thermothelomyces thermophilus ATCC 42464 is the source of this 1607-nucleotide messenger RNA. RefSeq lists its product as uncharacterized. Bases 277 to 1305 code for a protein of 342 amino acids. NCBI's taxonomy places the organism in Eukaryota, Fungi, Ascomycota, Sordariomycetes, Sordariales, Chaetomiaceae. The transcript is spliced from 5 exons. Gene Ontology annotation, biological process: thiamine biosynthetic process. The record is from RefSeq and is a predicted model, not a curated record.